AUCGACUAUACGUUACCAAAUUGCACAGGUCGCAGAUCGACAUCAACCUCAUCCAUCACACAUACACAUCAUAGCCUGUGGCAAGAAAGGCAUCAUCUUAGGACUCCUAUAUCUUGUAUAGGUGUGGACAGAAAACCUUCAACGUCCAAAGGCAAAGCAUGUUCAAUAGCUCUGGCCAUAGCUUCAUUUAUAGUUCUAGUUAUAGUUUUAGCGAUAGCUGGGUUAGCUUUAUACAUGGGCAUCUCAAACACAGAAUCCCCUGCUAGUGCAACGAUCACGUUUAGCUGUAGUGCAAAAGUUCUCAGGGGAGAUAGGUUUAUAGGGGCUUUGGACGAGAAAGCUUCAAAAUACAAAAAACAAAUCGAGACGUUGUACCAAAGAAGUUCUUUGGGCCCGGCGCUUCUUUCCGCCUCUGUGGACAGAUUUGGCAAAGACGGCGUUACUAUUUAUUUUAGAUUAGCUUUCAAUAGACGAAAACUCGUCGAAGAUCUCACAAACAUAGAAAAGGCAAUAAAGGACAUCUUCCUAAGCGACUCAUACGCAAAGAAACCGAUUUUUAGGAACGUAAGAUUUGACCCAAGAAGCAUUAUGAUUCGGCAAGUCCAAAAAACCGCUUCAGGUCCAACAGUGCCUCCUAAAAAUUCGCUUAAGCCAAACAAAAUGGGCGUUGUUCUAAAAUCGACAAAGAAUUCCACAGCGUUUAGUUCAGUAACGAGUACUGCGAAGCCAAUAAUCAAAGAUGAGCCAGAGUUCAACGAAGAAGACUUACCAGUAAUCCAAGGUUCCUUUAUGAUAAGUAAAACUGAGGCUGAUAUUACACAGAAAAAGACUGGAACAUCAGAAACCAAAGGCAGACCUGAUAAACCAACAAACGCACCGACUCGAAAAACCACGUUCAAAGAGUCCUCGGUGACUAGCGCUCCUUAUAAAAUUCCUGGCAUCAAGGGGAAAAUUACGAAAGUGAUUUCCCCUACAGCACCCAGUUCGACUACACCACUGACCACCCAAUCAACCACCACCACGCCUACCACUUCUAAAACUACGUCAAAAUUUAAAGGAAGUCCCCAGAUUUCGGACGAAGAGCCAUGGAUUCCAAUUUUACCAAAUCUGCCAACAUUUACCAAAGGAGAACCGCCUGCCAAUGAGAACAUCCCGGUGUACACCAGUUUCACCAAUCCUGGCUUCUCGUUUCAAGGCGAAGAGAGUGAACGUUUGGGAUCAACCAGCCUAAAAAGCCACCCGAUUCCUGUUAAUAAAAUUCCAUUUACACACCCCUAUGUUGAUGCUAGCACCGAACCCACCAAGGUUCAUGUUGUGGAAAUUACAACUAAUAGCGUCACACCGGAAACCGAACCAAAUUCCAGCUUUAUCCAAAUAGAAACUAUUAAUCAUGAAGCAGAACCAUCAGUCGAAGACGAUGUUGCUCAAGAAUAUCCAAUGAAGAACAUAUCCACCAUUUUUUACGACUUAGCUACAAGUUUGGAAAAGAGCAAUAUGUCUGAAAUUGAGGAGGACAUGAUUUAUCAGCCGGAGUUCAAAGAACCAUCUGGGCAAGGGCAUGUUGAGGUUGUAGAGGUAGAUGUAGAAGAGCUGCUCACGCAUACGACGAAGAUUCCGUUGGUGACGCUCCUUCCAGUGCGAUCCAACUCGGGAGUAGGACGUCCAUUCAAUCGACAUCGUCUGGGGGAUAGCAAUAAUCUAUCAGUGGAAAACCGAAGCUUCCCCAGUCAGCUAACCAAGCAAAACCUGGACGUGCACGUUAAACAAAAAAACAAGACUAGAGCAGUUCCAAGUCCCACGAAUGUUAGCAGCGCUGACAACUAUAGAAUCACAGGUAUCCUGAACUUCGCAAAAGAAGGCUUUGACGAAACGGAGUCUGCUGGUCAUUCAGACAUUGUGAGGUUCCCCAAAAUGGAUCAAGUUCCUGAAGAUCAGUCAGGAUAUUCUGUGACAUUUUCGUCGUCCGUUUUAUCUAAUGGCGAGAAAACCACCAAACACUCCAAUCUGCUGACUGCGGCGCAGAUUAAGCAACUGUCCGAAAUCAGCAACAUUCAUGACAAUGAAACUCUGUUUGAAGCAGAGCCUGUAAUUUCCACCAAAGCACUGUCAUCUAGCUACUCCACUAAUCACAACGGCUUUAAAAUUUUAACCAAAACAUUCAACAAAACGCCGGAUAAUUUAAAGAACAACGACACCAACAGCUACACUAAGCUUGGGUUCAAUAUCAAGCACUUGGAAAUAGACUGCGAAGACUCGGGCUUUAAAUGCGGCGAUGGAAAAUGCCUUCCAGAAUCAGCAAAGUGUAAUCAACUAAUAGACUGCGCGGAUGGAAGUGACGAGGAAAACUGCAAUUGCGCUGACUACCUCAAGUCGCAAUUGCUGACCAAUAAAAUGUGCGAUGGUGUAGUGGAUUGUUGGGAUUUUUCAGAUGAAAAUCAAUGCA
This is a messenger RNA of Dendroctonus ponderosae (mountain pine beetle), 2443 nucleotides long. RefSeq lists its product as uncharacterized. Gene Ontology annotation, cellular component: plasma membrane. Lineage: Eukaryota; Metazoa; Arthropoda; Insecta; Coleoptera; Curculionidae. The record is from RefSeq and is a predicted model, not a curated record. Gene Ontology annotation, molecular function: protein binding.